Molecule: messenger RNA, 258 nt
Organism: Rotaria sp. Silwood1
Lineage: Eukaryota; Metazoa; Rotifera; Eurotatoria; Philodinida; Philodinidae
Source: the annotation of a GenBank genome assembly
AUGUUUGCCGCACUUGAUAUCGAAUUAUUUGGAAAAUUAGAAUGUAGUGAACAACGUCCAUGUGCUGGACUUGAUAAACAUGCACAUUUUAAAGAUUUUGGUAUGUCUUUUUUAACAUUAUUUCGUAUUGCAACUGGUGAUAAUUGGAAUGGAAAAAUAAAAAAAUCAAAUCGAAUGAUGUCCGAUGAUACGGAAAUAGAUGAGGAAAUUGAACAACAAUUAGAAGUUGAUGCAUAUGAUAGAGAUUAUCUUGAAUAA